Fusarium odoratissimum NRRL 54006 is the source of this 1482-nucleotide messenger RNA. RefSeq lists its product as uncharacterized. Bases 1 to 1482 code for a protein of 493 amino acids. Gene Ontology annotation, biological process: transmembrane transport. The record is from RefSeq and is a predicted model, not a curated record. The transcript has 5 exons. NCBI's taxonomy places the organism in Eukaryota, Fungi, Ascomycota, Sordariomycetes, Hypocreales, Nectriaceae. Gene Ontology annotation, cellular component: membrane. Gene Ontology annotation, molecular function: transmembrane transporter activity.
AUGUCUCAGAACGACACUCAAGUCAAACCGACUGAAGAGUCUCAGCACCUUGAAACCAUGACCGUCUUAGACGAGAAGAAGAUGGAAGCUGGCACUGAGGAAACCCGCUGGACACCCGAGGAGGAGAAGAAGGCUCUUCGCAAGCUCGAUUGGUGCUUGAUUCCUCUAGUCGGCUCGCUUUACCUUGUUUCUUACAUUGAUCGUGGUAACAUUGGCAACGCAUACACAGCCGGCAUGGGCCAGGCUUGGGGUAUCACCUCGAAUGAUUACUCGUGGAUCGUGACCGCUUACUACAUUGCCUAUAUCUGUUUCCAUUGGCUUAUUCUGGUUUGGAAGUUCAUGCCACUCCCGCUUUGGACCUUUUGCAUGGCCUUUGGAUGGGGCACUGCGAGUAUUCUGCAGGCAGCAACCCACAACUUUGCCGGCAUCAUGGCUCUGCGAGUUCUGAUAGGCGCCUUUGAAGCUGGCUUUGUUCCUGCUGUUGCGCUGUAUCUGACUUUCUUCUAUCACCGACGCGAGAUGGGACUGCGAUAUGGUUUGUUCAUAUCCUUCUCACCGCUUGCGAAUUGCUUCGCCUCGGCCUUGGCGUACGGCAUCGUUCAGGCAAAGACCAAGAUCCACAACUGGCAGCUCCUGUUCAUUGUUGAGGGUAUUCCAACACUAUUUCUAGCCUUGGUUGCCCUUUACUAUCUGCCGGCAUCUCCUGCACAAUGCCGAUUCCUCACAGCUCGACAAAACGAAAUCAUCAGCCAGCGCGCGAUCAAGGGUCGUGGAGAGGAUACCGAGAGAAAGCUCAACUUUGCCCAAGUAUUUUCUGCGUUUUACGACUACAAGAACUACAUGCAAGCCUUUAUCAUCUUUUGUCUCAACACAGCGUUCGGUUCUCUUCCGGCUUAUCUCCCUACCAUCUUGAAGGACAUGGGAUACACUUCAGUCCACGCGCAGGGUCUAUCUGCCUGCCCCUACAUUGCCGCAUUUGUUGUCUGCGUGGGCAUGAGCAUGCUCUCUGAUCGCGUGGGCCAGCGCGGUAUCUUUGUCUUUGUCUUUUGCUGCGUCGGCGCGGUGGGAUACAUUCUCCUCGCCGUCAUCCAUACCACGGCCAUCCGCUACUUUGCUACGUUCCUCGUCUGUGCCGGCGUAUUCCCUGCUGUCGCUCUGACCUUCACCUGGGUGACAGACAACCAAGGUUCCAGCUCCAAGCGAGGCGCAGGGCUUGCCAUCUUCGGCAUGUUUGGCCAGUGUGGUCCCAUUCUUGGUGCUCGCCUGUUCCCCAAGUCGCAGGGGCCGUACUACUUCAAGGGCAUGUGGGUUUGUGCGGGAGUACUUCUGGCUGCUUCUCUUAUGGCACUGGCUUUGAGCGCGUGCUUGCGCCUGCAGAACCGUCACCGUGACCGCGUGCAUGGCAAGAGUGAUACCGACCAUGUUCCUGCAGAUAUUGCCGAGAAGGGUGAUUCUCACCCCUUGUACCGAUACGUCCCUUGA